Messenger RNA from Amorphotheca resinae ATCC 22711, 1109 nucleotides. RefSeq lists its product as hypothetical. Gene Ontology annotation, molecular function: ATP binding; Ser-tRNA(Ala) deacylase activity; nucleic acid binding. The record is from RefSeq and is a predicted model, not a curated record. NCBI's taxonomy places the organism in Eukaryota, Fungi, Ascomycota, Leotiomycetes, Helotiales, Amorphothecaceae. Gene Ontology annotation, biological process: alanyl-tRNA aminoacylation; regulation of translational fidelity. The transcript has 2 exons. Bases 142 to 969 code for a protein of 275 amino acids.
GUCGGAAUAUGCAUUUCCUUCUCUGUUCCUUUAUUCAUAAGUUUAAGCUUCUAUUUUUGCUCCCUUCUCUGGACCUUGCAAAUAAACCAGCGCAAGCCAAUUUCCCUCUGCAUCCCCACUCUUGAGUCUUGAGUCUUGACCAUGGAAGUCCCCCAAGGCACCAAACCCAUUUAUCAACAUGAAGGCCAGCUUCGUGAACUUAGUACCCAAGUUCUCUCCGUGCAACCCUUCAACGCCCUCCCCGCCGCCGAGCAAGCGCUCUUCAAACAGCACCUCUCAGCCGCAGCCAGCGCCUACAUCGUCGUAACUAGCUCCACCAUUUUCUACCCCCAAGGCGGCGGGCAGCCCAGCGAUGUCGGUUUUAUGGAAUCGCUUGUUCCGGGGGGUGCGAGCUUCCAAGUUCUGAGCGUGCGGAACGGGCCUCAGAAACGCACGUUGCAUCUCGGGACCUUCUCUCCCUCUCCAUCUUCAACGACCUUUGCCACCGGUGAGAUGGUAAAGCAGGUGAUCGACGGGCAGAAACGCGAUCUGUAUUCGCGGCUGCACACCGCGGGACACAUCAUCGGCGUCGCGGUGCACGAGCUCUCAGCGCAGAUCCCAGACGUGGUGGAUACGAAAGCACAGCAUUAUCCCGAAGCAGCGUACGUAGAAUUCCGCGGCACCAUUGAUGGGAAGCAUCUAGAAGCGAUCCAGGCGAAAACGGAUGAGCUGGUGGAUAGGAAGUUGAAGAUUAAAUUGCAUUGGUGGGAUGAGCCGGAGUUGAGAGAGAAAUGCAAGGCGGUUCUAGAAGGCUUCGUGAUUCCCGAGGGGGAGAAGGCGAGAGCGGUCGAGAUUGAAGGGGUCGGUGCUUAUCCGUGCGGAGGUACGCAUGUCCUGGAUUCUGGGGGGGUGGGGAAGAUAGUGGUUAGUAAGAUUAAGAGAUCGAAGGGGAUUAGUAGGAUUUCGUAUAGUGUUGUGCCGUUGGAGUGAUUGAGAUGGUGUGUGAAUGGAAUGGAAGAUGUGGGCAUGCCCCCCCUGAAAUACUAGAUCUCGUGAUACUUAGCGACUCUUCACUCAAAUAGACUUGAUCACAUAACCUUACUACAGGAAGACAAGAUGUUAAUAGCGAG